AUGCAAGCUAUGGAUACAGCUUGGCAUCCAAAUAUUAUUUCACUCAUGGCUGUGAGCAGUAUUGACACUCAUGUUUACAUAGUUAUGGAAUAUUUUGAUAGUUGUAGUUUGAAAGACUCUAUUAAAAAUCGUAAUUCUAAAAUUAAGGACCCAGAAAAGAAAAACAGAAAUUACUAUAUUUGUUUACAAAUAAGUAAAGCAAUUGCGUAUCUUCACGAGUUGAUUCCAAAGAUAAUUCAUAAAGAUAUUAAGCCUGAAAAAAUUUUAAUCAAUAAGCAUUUAAUUAUUAAAAUCUGUGAUCUUGGACUCAGCAGAAUAUGUGAUUUGUCACUAUCAGCUCUACGCACUACGAUCGGGCAUAAUCUUUGUGGCACGCCAAUGUAUAUGGCUCCUGAAAUUUUAGUGCAUAAUUUGCCAGCAAAAAAAAGUAUUUGGAAUGUACAGCCGUUUACCAUAUCAAGAUUAAAACAAGUGAUAUCCAGUGAAGUAAAACCAGAUUUAGAACGGAUACCAAUCAAUUUGCAUAAUGAUAUCAGUGCCUGCUUCAAUAAUAACCCUAAUGGAAGGCCUAAAGCAGUGACCUUAGUUAAGGUUCUUGAACGCCUUUGGGAUGGAUAUCGUUAUUAG
This is a messenger RNA of Chelonus insularis, 627 nucleotides long. RefSeq names its product serine/threonine-protein kinase Nek7-like. Bases 1 to 627 code for a protein of 208 amino acids. The transcript has 2 exons. Gene Ontology annotation, molecular function: protein serine/threonine kinase activity; ATP binding. Gene Ontology annotation, biological process: protein autophosphorylation; autophagosome assembly; peptidyl-serine phosphorylation. NCBI's taxonomy places the organism in Eukaryota, Metazoa, Arthropoda, Insecta, Hymenoptera, Braconidae. Gene Ontology annotation, cellular component: phagophore assembly site; cytoplasm; membrane. The record is from RefSeq and is a predicted model, not a curated record.